Molecule: messenger RNA, 1923 nt
Organism: Miscanthus lutarioriparius
Lineage: Eukaryota; Viridiplantae; Streptophyta; Magnoliopsida; Poales; Poaceae
Source: the annotation of a GenBank genome assembly
AUGCCGCCCCUCUUCCUCUCCCUCUUGGUGCUUCUGCCAGUGCUCCCCCUCCCCCACGCAUCCGCCGACGCCGACAUCUGCAUCGUCGGCGGUGGCAUCUCCGGCGCCUCCACCGCCUUCUUCCUCACCAACUACACCACCUCCCUCGCUGGAGCGCAGCUGCGCGUCUUCGAGCGCCGUCACAAGGUGGGCGGCCGCCUCGGCACCGUCACUCUCGCGGGCGACAGCUUCGAGGCCGGGGGCUCCAUCAUCCACCCCCGCAACCUCCACGCGCGCCGCUUCGCCGACCUCCUGGGCCUCGCCGCCAAGGUCGGCGGCGACGACGAUUGGCUAGGGAUCUGGGACGGCAAAAGCUUCGUCUUUCAGACGCUCCGCCCACCGCCGACCGGCAGCUCCUGGUGGCGUCGCAAGCUGCACAGCCUCCUCAACUCGCUGCUGCUGCUCAGGCGAUAUGGUCUGUCCCUGCUCAAGAUGGACAAGUUUGUCCAGGAAAUGCUGCAACGGUUUAUGCUCUUCUACAACGGCUUGGAGUCUCGCCCUGUCUUUGCCACGGUUGAGGAGAUGCUCCAAUGGACUGGUCUCUAUGGCCUCACCCGCAGGACCCUUGAGGAGGAGCUGCUCGAUGCCGGCCUCAACACCCAAACAAUAGCAGAGCUUGUCACUGUUAUCACGAGGAUCAACUAUGGCCAAAGCACACACAUAAGUGGCCUGGCUGGCGCCGUGUCUUUAGCUGGAUCUGAGUCAGGAUUAUGGGCUGUCAAAGGGGGCAACUGGCAGCUAGCUGCUGGAUUGCUCAAGACCUCUAAUGCCACCUUGCAUCUUCAAGAAGGCAUAGACUCGAUCACUGAUGCUGGGGAUUACUAUGUUCUGAGAUCUAAUACUGGGAGCGAAUACAACUGUACGGCGACUGUGGUGGCAACACCACUUGACGAGGUGAACAUCACGUUUAGCCCUCCAAUCUCCAUUCCGCCGAGGAAGAUGCAGCACACACAUGCCACCUUUGUCAGAGGCCUAUUGAACCCUGGAUAUUUUGGUGUAAACUCAGCAUCAAAUGUUCCAGAGCUAAUUGGUACCCUAGAGCUCCCCGAUAUCCCUUUCUCGUGCAUCUCAGUUUUGAAGAGGUACAGCGAAGAUGACAUGGCCUACAAGAUGUUCUCACGUGCAAAGCUGGACGAUGGUUUACUGGAUCAGAUCUUCAGCGCGAGGAAAGAGACGAUCCGGAUAAACUGGGCUGCUUACCCACACUACGAAGCCCCAGAAGAGUUUGGUCCGAUAGUGUUGGACGGGAAGCAGCUGUACUACGUGAACACCUUUGAGAGCGCCGCGAGCGCCAUAGAGACGGGCGCCGUGGCAGCAGAGAAUGUGGCACGUCUCAUCAUUUCGAGGCUUUCUCUACCGCAGCGAGGAGUCGAGCCUGAUGCUCCUCAUAUCAAGUCAUUCGCGGAGCAGGAGGAAGAAGGAUCCCAGCGUCGGCAUGUUACAUACUUGUUCCGGAGGCCAUCUAUUGGGGAUAUAGUGUUUUUCAAAGUGCCUUCUGCCGUACAGGUUUGCCUUCUUCCUUCUGCCCCUCCACUUCUCAAUCAGAUCCUCGCAUUGUCCACCCUGAAAAUGUGCAGCUUCCAAUUUCAGAAUUAUGGUGUCAAUAAGGAUGUUGUCUUUAUUAAGAGAGUAUUGGCAACACCUGGAGAUUUCAUUGAGGUUCGACAAGGGCAGCUUAUUGUAAAUGGUAUUGCACUGAAGGAGCAUUACACAGCAACCCAUGCGUUGUACACAAUGGAAGCAAUGCGCCUUCCUGAAGGCCAUGUAUUCGUCAUGGGUGACAACCGAAAUAACAGCUGUGGUUCUCGUGCCUGGGGGCCUCUUCCCAUUGCCAACAUCGUUGGAAGGUACAUGACGUCCUUUACAAGAUCCUCUUUCCAGUAA